Uncinocarpus reesii 1704 is the source of this 438-nucleotide messenger RNA. RefSeq lists its product as uncharacterized. The transcript has 2 exons. NCBI's taxonomy places the organism in Eukaryota, Fungi, Ascomycota, Eurotiomycetes, Onygenales, Onygenaceae. Bases 1 to 438 code for a protein of 145 amino acids. The record is from RefSeq and is a predicted model, not a curated record.
AUGUCUGGAGCCGGCGACACAUUCCAUACCACAAGGGAGCAGCUCCGCAAAGACGAAUCGAAAACAUCCGGAUUCCACGGCGGCAAUAUCCCCGCAGAUUCAGAUGUUUCCCAGAUGAAGUCCAUCAUUGAUUCAAAAACCGACAAACAAGCCGAUAUCGACCGCCGUAAAGCCAACCUCCCCCUUCCCGAUCAGCCACAAGGUGAAUCAGGCCUGGUCUCAGCAAACAUGAAGACAACUGGUGAAGGGUCGGGUGCGGUGUCUUCAUCUGCGGGGACGGGUGAAGAAGCGAGUGCCCUACGACAGCCCGCCACGGCGGAGAGUAGCGUGAGGACCUCUGGUGAGGAGAUGAAGACUCACACUGUUCCUUUUGAAAAUGUGGGCCGGCAGGGUAAGGAAGGCUUAGAAGACCUCCCAAAGGAUGCAAAAGCUAGAUAA